AUGGCCAGCAAGCCUGAGGAUGAGAAAGCUACCGCAAUUCUCAACAGAAAGAAAGGACCAAACCGCCUUAUCGUCGAAGAAGCCACAAACGACGACAACUCAAUCGCAGUUAUGUCGCAAGCCAAAAUGAACGAGCUCAACAUAAUGCGCGGCGACACUGUGAUGAUCAAAGGGAAAAGACGCAAAGACACUGUUCUCAUAGCACUGGUCGAUCCCGAAUUAGAAGACGGCAAAAUUCGGUUGAACAAGGUCGUAAGAAACAAUCUCAAAGUGCGACUUGGAGACUUAGUAAGUGUGCAUACCCCAGGCGAUAUCCCAUAUGGCAAAAGAGUCCAUAUUUUGCCAAUAGAUGAUACAAUAGAAGGAAUCACAGGCAACUUGUUCGAAAUCUACCUGAAGCCUUAUUUCAAAGAAGCAUACCGACCAGUCAGAAAAGGCGAUCUGUUCUUGGUUAGGGGAGGAUUCAGACCAGUUGAGUUCAAAGUCUGCGAAACUGACCCUGGAGAGUGCAUCAUUGUAGCGCCUGAUACCGUAAUUCACUGUGAAGGAGAACCAGUCAAAAGAGCUGAUGAAGAAAGGGCUGAUGAUAUAGGAUAUGAUGAUAUAGGAGGCUGCAGGCGUCAAUUAGCACAAAUCAGAGAAAUGAUUGAGCUACCACUCAGACAUCCUCAGCUAUUCAAAACUUUAGGUGUUAAGCCACCAAAAGGUGUUUUACUUUACGGUCCUCCAGGCUCUGGAAAAACCUUAAUUGCAAGAGCGGUCGCCAAUGAAACUGGCGCAUUUUUCUUCUUGAUAAACGGGCCUGAAGUUAUGAGCAAAAUGGCAGGAGAAGCUGAAGCGAAUUUAAGAAGAGCUUUUGAAGAAGCUGAAAAGAACUCCCCAGCGAUUAUUUUUAUUGAUGAAAUCGACAGUAUUGCUCCAAAAAGAGAAAAGACUGGAGGAGAAGUCGAAAGAAGAGUCGUCUCCCAGUUACUUACACUUAUGGACGGAGUUAAAGGAAGAGGACAAAUCGUCGUAAUUGGAGCUACCAAUAGGCCCAACAGCAUUGACCCUGCAUUAAGAAGGUUUGGAAGAUUUGACAGAGAAAUUGACAUUGGAGUGCCUGAUGAGGUAGGAAGAAUUGAAAUUUUGAGAAUCCACACAAAGAACAUGAAGCUUAGUGACGAUGUUGACAUUGGUGACCUUUCUAAAGGAACCCAUGGGUUUGUAGGUGCUGAUUUGGCUCAAUUGUGCUCAGAAGCGGCUAUGAACUGCAUUAGAGAAAAAAUGGACAUCAUUGACCUUGAAGAAGACACUAUAGAUGCAGAAAUUUUGGACGCUAUGGCAGUCAACCAAGACCACUUCAAAAGCGCCUUAGGCGUUGUCAACCCUUCAUCACUCAGAGAAACUGUUGUUGAAGUUCCCAAUGUGACUUGGAAUGACAUUGGAGGCCUUGAUGAAGUCAAAAGAGACCUACAAGAAAUGAUUUUGUAUCCAAUUGACCAUCCUGACAAGUUCGAAAAAUUCGGCAUGAAGCCUGGUAAAGGGGUUUUGUUCUAUGGACCUCCUGGAUGUGGCAAAACUUUGAUGGCAAAAGCGAUUGCAAAUGAGUGCUCAGCUAACUUCAUUUCUAUCAAAGGGCCUGAAUUGUUAACUAUGUGGUUUGGAGAAAGUGAAGCAAAUGUCAGAGAUAUUUUUGAUAAAGCAAGAUCAGCAGCUCCAUGUGUGCUGUUCUUUGAUGAGCUUGAUUCGAUUGGUUCUGCAAGAGGAUCAAGUAUGGGAGAUGCUGGUGGGGCUGGAGACAGAGUUAUGAACCAGCUUCUAACUGAAAUGGACGGUGUUGGGACUAAGAAAAAUCUGUUUAUUAUUGGAGCUACAAAUAGGCCUGAAAUUUUAGAUGAGGCAUUAUUAAGACCUGGAACACACAAUUAAAGUGGAGGUGUUCUGAUAAAGUGUAGCUUCCUUAUUUUGGACUCAAAGGUAACUCCGGUUCUUCUGAGAGCUUUGCCUAAGAGACACUAUCCACUGGCACUGGAUAAUAAAUAAAAAGUGUUCUUUGAAGGUGAUGAUGAUUAGAAGUUCUAACAGUUGUGUAACUGCCGAUCCGUUGCUCGGAGUGGAAGUUGUAUUUCACCUGUAAGGCUUCGGAAAGCAGAAGACGAGUUAUUUAUGAGUUAUAUUAUAGCUAACUAAGACCUGGAAGGCUUGACCAAUUAAUUUAUAUCCCACUUCCUGAUAAGCCAAGCAGGAUCAGCGUUUUGCAGUCUUUAACGAGAAAAUCGCCAGUUGCCAAGAAUGUUUACUUACACCGUGUUUAAUAAAAAGCCCUGUUCCAAUUUAAAUGGGUUUUUAAAUUUUUUUAAAAAAAGCAAUUCAUAUUUAAAAAUUUUCUCUAUAAUCAUUUUUUAAGAAAAUAUAAAUUGAGCACAAAACCUUUAGUUUAUUUUAUGAAGAAAUUAUAUAAAAAAUUAAUUGAUUUCGUGUGAAAACUGUUUAAAUAGUACUCGACUUAUCUAUUAUUUGGGUCAAAAUAAUUUUAUAAAAUGUUUUUUAAAACAAUUGUAAAAAAUAUAAAUUCAGCACAAUAGCUCGAAUUUAAUUUUUUUACAAAAAAUUAAUAGAUUCAGUAUGAAAGAUAUUUAAAUAGCAUUCUACUUGUAUUUUAUUUAUUAAAUUAGGUCGAAAGCAAUUUUACAAAAAUGAUAAUUUCAUAUUUUAUUUUUUUAAAAAUUUUUUAUAAAUUUAAAUUGGCUCAAUGCUUUAAAUUUUAAUUUAUUUUUAUGAUUAUUAAAUAAAAAAAUUACUAAUUCAGCUCGAAAGCUGUUUAAAUAGCAUUGCAUUAUGUCUAUUAAAUAGGUCAAAACUAAUUGAUAAAAAUUAGUUUUUCAUCGUUAUAAUUUUCAUAUUGAAAACAAAUUUGUUCCAAUUUAAAAGGUGGUUAAAGUACCAAAAAAUGCAAAUUUCCCAACGUUUUGUUUCAAUUUAAAAGGGGGAGUUUAGAUUUUAUCGCUGACCUUACUGAGGGAUUCAGCGGGGCAGAUUUAGCUGAACUUGUGCAGAGAGCUGCAAAGUCAGCCGUUAGAGAAGCAAUUGAAGCUGAUGCCCAGAGGAAAGCUUUGCAAUCAGAGCAAGGAGAUGAAAACAUGGAUAUCGCUGAUGAUCCAGUCCCUGAAAUCACAAGAAGGCAUUUCGAAGAAGCCCUUUCAACUGCCAGAAGAUCAGUCACUAACGUAGAUUUGAACAAAUAUGACCAAUUCAGAAGGAAAUUCGACCCUGUUUAUGCUGCCAGGCAAGGUGGGCAAGUGUCAAGUGCUCCAGUUUUCAGAUGGCCUGAAAGAGCUGACCAAGUUCAACAAGCAGCAGCUGAAGAAGAAGAUCUUUAUAGUUAA
Messenger RNA from Blepharisma stoltei, 3368 nucleotides. The record is from the annotation of a GenBank genome assembly. NCBI's taxonomy places the organism in Eukaryota, Ciliophora, Heterotrichea, Heterotrichida, Blepharismidae.